Messenger RNA from Stegodyphus dumicola, 3849 nucleotides. It is a transcript of the gene PAN3, whose product is annotated as Poly(A) specific ribonuclease subunit PAN3. Gene Ontology annotation, molecular function: protein kinase activity; poly(A) binding; ATP binding. The record is from RefSeq and is a predicted model, not a curated record. Lineage: Eukaryota; Metazoa; Arthropoda; Arachnida; Araneae; Eresidae. Gene Ontology annotation, cellular component: PAN complex; P-body. Gene Ontology annotation, biological process: mRNA processing; nuclear-transcribed mRNA poly(A) tail shortening; protein phosphorylation.
CUUUGUCUGCUUCGCACAACUGUUUGUUGAGCUUUUCGUGAAUGGAUUGAAUUUUUAUUGUUUGUUAAAUGGAAGAUGAGUACGUUUUGUAUAGUUUAGCUCAGAAAUCAGUUUUUAAAUGUGUAUAUUUUUUUAAUGGCGCUUAAAUUAAGGAAGUCUGAAAAAUAUUUUAUUUAUUAUAUUUAAUGAAACGUUUACUGGCUGUUAUGUUUCCAGAUGUACUGUAGUUAAUCUGGUAAAUACACAGAACUGACAGUUUAUAAUUCAAGUAUGCUGAUGAUCUUCUCAUUGCUUUUAAGUCUGUGUUUGCUUAUAACAGACGUUUCGUCAUGAAGCUAACUUCACAUUUUAAGAUGCUAUGAUUGUGAUCUCCCAUCAUACCGAGUCUUUAAGAAAAACUUUAAUUAUCAACAUGAGAAAGUUUGUCGGUGACCUCUGACUGCUGGUAUAUCUUUACUGAAUGGGUCUUAACAGGUGCUAAGAUGGAGCAUAUGUUUCAGACAUUUUCUUCACCCACCUCUGUUCCCCCUGAAUCAAAAUUACAAACAUACUUGAAUUCUAUUCAAAAUACAGUGGAAGAUGGUAACUAUUUUAGUGAUCCUUCAUCUGCAACAAGUAGUGAAACAAGUGCAGUCUCUGCUGGUCUUAAUGUUGAUCUAACCGGAAAGGCCAUAAACUCAGAUGUGGGACAGUUUGGUAAUUCUGUCAUCGGGCGAAUGACACACAGUUUGAGCUCACCGUCUUUCACUCAGUAUUCUGUACAGCAUCCGCAAUAUAGCACACCAUUUGGCCAUUUUGGCAUUGCAGACGUGAACAGCCGCAUGUCAAGAUGUUCGCCUCAGCAAUCUCCACUUCUUAAUAAGAGGAAUUGCUCACCUGGGCCAAAAGAUUUCUCCAAUCCAAGCCCUUCUCAUGAGCAGUACUUGGCAUCAAGUGCUAUGUUUCAGGUCACAAAUUUUCAAACUUUGAAAUAUGAGGAAUCUGUUGGUGGAACUACCUAUUUUUAUUCUCAAGAAGAGACCACUCCUCCUGAUAUAUCCCCUCUUAUUUUACCGGAUAUAAAUGUCUAUCCAGGAAACCCUUCUCAUAUUGAACAUAUGAGACCAAAAGCCAAUGCUCCAUCUUUUUUCUUGCCAGAUGAACUCAGAAUGGAUAUAUUGCACAGACAUCAGCUAACAUUAGCUGAAGCCAAUCCUGAACAGCAUCCAGAUCUUCCAUCUGAAGUGGAUGCAUAUCAUAAACUAUGUCCCCUUGAAUCUCCUGUUGGGGAAAGUCCAGCUAAAUCAUCUACUUUUGGAUAUGUAACAUCUGUAUAUAAAGCUGCCAAUAUUAAGACAGGCAUCUAUUAUUGUUUGAGAAGAAUCCAUGGUUUUAGACUAUCAAAUGCUAAAUGUGUAUCUGUGAUUGAAACUUGGAAAAAACUUCAACAUUCAAAUCUAGUACAUUUGAGAGAGGUUUUUACAACUAAAGCAUUUGGAGAUAAUUCUAUGGUUUUUGUGCAUGAUUAUCACCCUGGAGCUGACACUUUAAUGAAUCUCUACUUCAACCAACCUGCGACACCUAUGUUGAAUGGUUACUUACCAGGCUAUUGUCCUGAUGAUAAUCUUACAGCAUCCUGCCUACCUGCUAAAAGUGGUAUGAAUAAUUUACGUCAGCAUGCUGGUUUGCUUCCGGAAAGUUUGAUAUGGGGAUACAUCGUUCAACUUAGUUCUGUACUUAGGAGCAUACAUGCAGCAGGUCUUGCCUGUCGAGCAUUUGAUCCAUCAAAAAUCCUUGUUACUGGAAAAUCAAGAUUGCGAUUAAAUUGCUGUGGAAUAUUUGAUGUCUUAACAUAUGAUCCUAAUCAGCAUAAUCCAAAACAAGUAACUGCACAUUUUCAGCAAGAAGAUCUCAUGGCUUUUGGAAAAAUAGUUCUGGCUUUGGCUUGCAACACUUUGAAUGCUGUGAAGAGGAAUAAUUUAACUAGCUCUCUUGAAUUAGUGUCUAGAAAUUACUCAGCUGAUCUGAGAAAUUUAAUCUUAUAUUUGUUGCAUAAUCAAACAAGGCCACGCAGCAUAAAUGACAUAAUGCCUAUGAUUGGCGCUCGUUUUUAUACUCAGUUGGAUGCUGCACAGAUGAGGAGUGAUGUUAUUGAAAAUGAACUAUCGAAAGAGGUGGAAAAUGGGCGAUUAUUUCGUCUCUUGGUCAAGCUAGGGACUAUCACUGAAAGAGCAGAACUGAAUAUGGACCAUUCAUGGGCUGAAACAGGAGAUCGAUACUUACUGAAGCUUUUCCGUGACUACCUUUUCCAUCAAGUGACGGAAGAUGGCCGACCAUGGGUGGAUACAGCACAUAUUGUGCAGUGUCUGAAUAAGCAUGGAUUACCUAUUAAUAAGUUGGAUGCUGGUGUCUCUGAUAAAAUAUGUUUGAUGGCAAGAGAUGAGCAGAAUGUUCUUGUAGUGAGCUAUGCGGAACUGAAAGCAUGCUUUGAAUCUUCGUUUAAUGAGGUUCUGAAUGCAGCUCUUGGGCCAAAGCCUCACACAUAAGUUUUCCUUUUAUCAGUGAUUCUAAUACAGAUUUUUAUAUGAAGUGUAGCUCAGAAAAGAAAUGAGAUUUUUCUCUUGAGUUUGUUAAAAUGUGGUCUUGUGCUCCUUGGAAACUGAAAUGAAAGUGUUUUAAUUUCGUUCCUAGUUUCUUCACUUAAAACAUGUAUUGAGCUGAGCAUCUCAAGUUUGUUGAGCAGGACUGAGUUUUAGAGUACUUAAGUCAACUGCAAUUCCAAAUACCAUGUUUGUUAAGAUAGCAAGAAUUUUAUUUUUUCAUAUUUUGUAAAAAAAAAAAACAAAAGAAAAAAGUUGUGACAUUUACAUAGGAUAUUUUCAAAAAGGAAAUGCAAUCCUCCUUCAAAAAUGCUAAACAAGUAUAAUAUAUUUGUAAAUCUGUAUGAAAAGUGCAUAAUAUUUGACAAUGGUUUGACUGCCUAAAAUCUUGUCUUUGUCCUUUGUCAGUUGUAUUUUUUUUUUAAUUAUUAUUAUUAUUUUUCUAAAUGCAUAAAAAUAUGAACUGUGGCAAGUUUUUGCAGAAGAAAAUAGGCAAUAGUUUUUAUAUCUAAGUUAAUUCUUAUAGAAAAUUGUGAAAGGAGUUUGUUAAAAAAAAGGUGAUCCAUUUAAGUUUACUGUACAUUGAAUUUUAUGGAAUUAUCAAGUGCUUUGAUAAAAAAUUUUAACGAAAAUUAUGUAGUCGUUUAUUGUCCUUUGUAUCAUUUUAAAUGGCAAAUGCUCUGUUUUAAUUACAAGUUACUUUAUGUGGUGUGAAUUUUUCUUAAAUCUGUGUAAGGGCUAGUGAUUUAAAAAUUAAUUGCUGAAUUUUAAAAGUUUUAAAAUGUAAGAAAAAGCAUAUUUGAAUCGUCUGUAUAAAUUUUAUUUUUAUAUUUUUUAUUUUCAUAUUGUAAUGGUAUGUACAGUGAUUUAAUGAGAAGAGAAAAUUUGUCAAAAGGUUUAAUUCUGAAGACAGGUGUUGCUACAUUGCAAUCACUUUAUAGUAAUUUUUGGAAUAUGCGUUUGAGAUAAGUCUGUUAAUCUGUUUUGUGUAAACAAUUGUGUGCGACGCAGCAUUUUAUUCUUCUGUUAACUCAGUUUGGGAUAUUAGCUCCCUCUGAGUUUGUUGAUAAACAGAUCUGUUGUAAAUUCUCUUUUCGGAAGGAAGGGGGAAAUGAUUGUAAUUCUGCUGCCGAAAACCUCAUAUAUUCUCUUCUCCAUUUUUUUAUGGUGAUCUAGAAGAUGUUAAAAGUGGAGAUUUAAAUUAUGUAUUGUAUUUGUACAAAUGUAUUUGAGAAUAAAGAUUUUAUUUUCUUGAAAAAAAAAAAAAAAA